UUGACACUUGUCAUUUGUGUUUGCGAUUUCACGUUAGAUUUUUAUCAACCUUAUUUCCUUGACUGCUAGUCUAGUUUGGACUAAAGUAUCGGUAAAAGAUUUUCCAAUUUCCUGUAUUAACAACAAAUAAUGGGAAUGAAAAAACCUGUAUGUAUCGAAUUAAAACGUAUUUAAUCCGACACUAAGUAAUUCAUUUUAGUGCGUAAAUCUUUUGGACUUCUUUAAGGUUAAGCGCAGAGAUCCACCAUGGAGGACUCAACAAAAUAUCAGCAGAUGCAAGAUGAAAUGUCUCGGUUUGAGGCGGAGAUAUCAGGUGGAGAUCCCAUUAAUCCCGGAAUGAGGACAGUAAUUGGUGCUGGUACAUUUGAUGCGGUGCAACAACGGCUGGAGCGGGGUCCAAUGCCUUCAAUCUCACAGCCCAUGAUGCAGCCCUACGAGCCUAGUCUGAUCUAUCCCACGGUACCCCCACCACCACCACCACCAUCCAUCAUGGUACCUGCACAGGUCCAAAGACUCAGGCCACCGGCAUCAUCGGAUUCAUUCCCACCUCCGAUGCCAUACCUAAGACCAGGUCUGCCCGGGCCGCAGUUGAUUCCGCCGCCGCCGCCCAAACCACAGCCCGUGGUGCUCUCUGCUGCACCAAAACUGUACAAACAACCCAAAGAAGAUGAAGACAAGAAAGAGAAACAUGAGAGUAGAAAACGGAAGCGUUCGAAAGAGCGCACCCCUCCGCCCGCGCCUGCGCCGGAGCCCACGCCGCCUCCGCCGCCGCCCGCGCCCGUUAUCGCCGUUCCUGAAGCAGUUACCGCUAAACCCAAGAAAGAAAAAAAGAAUCGAAAGGUGGUAAGGACAGCUGGGGGUCAGGUGUGGGAAGAUGUGACACUGCUGGACUGGCCUGAUGAUGAUUUCAGAAUGUUCUGCGGAGACCUCGGCAAUGACGUCACUGACGAAUUACUUACUAGAACAUUCAGCAAAUACAGUUCUUUCCAAAGAGCAAAAGUGAUAAGGGACAAGCGCACGAAUAAAAGCAAAGGAUUCGGCUUCGUUAGCUUCAAGGAUCCCGGGGACUUCAUUAAGGCGAUGAAGGAAAUGGACGGCCGGUAUGUAGGCAGUCGUCCAAUCAAGUUAAGGAAAAGCACAUGGAAGAACCGUUCGUUAGAUGUAGUAAGAAAGAAGGAGAAAGAGAAAGCCGCCUUACUCUCUCUACUGAUGUCAGGGAAUAAGAGUUGACGAGAAUAAACAUUAUUUAUAAUAAUUUUAGCAUUAAAAUGAAGUAAAUAAACUUUCAUUGACUUCCAAAAUUCAAAAAUGAUGAAUUUCAAAAAUGAUGUAUUCUGGUACUGGGAUCAAAAAUCAAUUAAUUAAAUUCGUGUCUGAAUGUAGCAGUAAGUAUACAUUUUAAUAGUUUUUACCCCUAGUAUAAUAGUAAUGUGUAUAAAUUGCUGUGCCACUUGCAUAAUAUUAUACUAUUUUACUAUUACUAUUACAGUUAUAGGUUGGGGUCUUUAACAGGGAUCUCUUUUGUGUUUGAACUUUGAAAUGUUGUUAAUACUCGGCAUUUUGUUUUUAAUUCAUAUUGAUAAUGUUUCAACAAUUAGUAAAAAAUGUAUAUUUUGAUGCAUAAAAUGUAUACUUCCGCAUCUGUUUCUUAGGUCUACUUCGAAAAACGAACGACGAACUUCGGAUUUAAAUCUUCUACUAAAUAACUUCUGAUCCUUCACCGUUCUGUAGCUUACCUUAGUGGUAGGAUCAAUUUUGCGUAUAUUUUUUUUUUUGAAGUAAGCAGUGGAACUUUAUCCUCGCAAUGGUUUUAAAAAGGGAUGGUAUAAGUUCUUACAAAUUCCAUGUCUGAAAUAUUGCGAUGAACUUAUCGGAUCCGUCGGUGAAUCCGUCAUCGGAUUCGUAACUCUUCGUAGUAACAAAAGUGCGAUCCGUCAUCCGAAACUACGGAUUUCAUUUUUUGAGGUAGACCCCCUGUUUCCGCCAAGAUUUAUUUUAGACACCAGUUUCUAUCUCCGUUAUAUCGCUUCCGUUGCAUCACUAAUAAAUACAUUUACUUCCACUAUUGUUGAUGUUGUAUCCAUUAUCCAUACUUUAAUAUUGACUAUGGGUUGGAUUCUUUCUGCACUACACAGUCCAUUUGUGUUUUCUUCUAUAGUCUUAAAUAUCUUAGCAAUAGUAAUUGUAAAUAUAAGGAGACAUUCAAAUAAAAAGCAUGAAUUACAAAAAAUAUUUUAUUGGGUGUUAAAUUAAUUAAUGGUAAGACAUUCUUUGGCUUAACUCCUUAAAUAAAUGUGUACUUUUCCGUUA
This is a messenger RNA of Manduca sexta (tobacco hornworm), 2310 nucleotides long. Its product is annotated as RNA-binding protein 42. Gene Ontology annotation, molecular function: mRNA binding. The coding region runs from base 247 to 1230 and encodes 327 amino acids. The transcript has 7 exons. The record is from RefSeq and is a predicted model, not a curated record. Lineage: Eukaryota; Metazoa; Arthropoda; Insecta; Lepidoptera; Sphingidae.